Molecule: messenger RNA, 998 nt
Organism: Populus nigra (black poplar)
Lineage: Eukaryota; Viridiplantae; Streptophyta; Magnoliopsida; Malpighiales; Salicaceae
Exons: 2
Coding region: 150-854 (234 amino acids)
Source: RefSeq, a predicted model, not a curated record
UAUAUAUAUAUAUAUAUAUAUAUAUAUAGAUACGUGCGUGUGUAGCUUCCAUGACAGUUUUGAAAUAGAGUUCUUGAGUUUUAACAAAGCUAGCCAGAGAAGAUCAGAAUACAAGCCUCAGAUCAGCAUUCACACACACACACACAGACAUGGAGUGGAGAAAAUGUUAUCUUGAUGUUAUACUAGUACCACUAGGGUUUAUGAUCUCCAUGGCUUACCAUGGCUGGUUAUGGCAUAAGGUUAGAACGCAACCUCUCACCACCAUCAUCGGGACAAAUGCUAGCGGGCGGAGGUUUUGGGUUUCAGCCAUAAUGAAGGAUAAUGAUAAGAAGAACAUACUGGCAGUCCAAACUCUUAGAAACUUGAUCAUGGGAUCAACCCUAAUGGCCACCACCUCCAUCCUUCUAUCUGCUGGCCUGGCUGCCAUUAUAAGCAGUACAUACAGUGUGAAGAAGCCACUAAAUGAUGCGGUUUAUGGGGCUCACGGUGAAUUCAUGGUGGCGUUAAAAUACGUCACAAUCUUAACCAUCUUCAUGUUCUCAUUCUUUUGUCACUCCUUGUCCAUAAGGUUUGUGAACCAAGUUAACCUGCUCAUCAAUACUCCACCGGAUCCCAUGUCCAUGGUGACCUCAGAGUAUGUAAGCGAGCUCUUAGAGAAGGGGUUUGUCUUGAACACAGUGGGGAACAGGCUCUUCUACUCAGCGAUGCCUCUCUUGCUUUGGAUAUUCGGGCCAGUCCUUGUUUUCUUGUGUUCAGUCACAAUGGUCCCAGUGCUUUACAACUUAGACUUUGUGUUUGGUAACGGGCAGGGAAAGAUUAUGAAUAGGAAUGGAGAGAUCAGAGACUUUGUAUGACAGCAAAAUAUUAAAUUAAGGAGAUCAAUUAAGUAUUAAAUGUGUCUUAUAUUAUAUAUUCACUAGCUCUCACAAUUAAUAUAUGUAAGUGAGGUUCGUGUGUGUGCCAUUAAUGAAACUAUAUAUGGACAACCUUUGUUUUCA